AUGUGGGAGGGUCGACCAAUUGACAGUAUCAGUGGUUGGCCGAUAUUUGAAAAUGGUGUAGAUAGUAGCACUGGAAUUUCUAUGUCCUCAUCAACGGUAAUGAGUUGUGGUAAUUCACCGAAAUUAUCCAGUAAAGAAAGUCAUACCAAUUCGUUGCAAUAUCCGCAACACAAUGAGCGCAAUAGAGUAUUUCCAAUAUCGGAUGAAUUGUCAGAUCAGGUAAUUAUCGUUUAA
Messenger RNA from Cercopithifilaria johnstoni, 234 nucleotides. Lineage: Eukaryota; Metazoa; Nematoda; Chromadorea; Rhabditida; Onchocercidae. The record is from the annotation of a GenBank genome assembly.